Molecule: messenger RNA, 5627 nt
Organism: Salmo salar (Atlantic salmon)
Lineage: Eukaryota; Metazoa; Chordata; Actinopteri; Salmoniformes; Salmonidae
Source: RefSeq, a predicted model, not a curated record
AUUAGACAUGCAUCCAAAUUGAUGUGAGCUAUAGCCUAUAACAUCCUCCAAAACAGUAAAUUAAAUUAGGGCUAUUCGCUUAACUUUGACAUAUAGAAUUGGCCUAUUAUAGCCUAUAAUUAUGUUCUAUUUAAUAAACGUAGCAAGAAGCCAUCACUACAUUUCCCAGAAUGCUUGCAGUUGCGAGGGGAAGUGUCGUCUCAAAGGUACUUAAAUAAAGGAGCUGCAGCUCAAGCCGCUAGAAUAGACCAAUGCGGGAGGGCGAACCUGCUGUGGCCGCGAUGGGACCAGCGCACAGAAAUGACAGUCUGUCUUGGAAUUGGGACUAAAUUAUACUCAAAGGACAGGGAUCGAGGAGGGAGCCUGGUUGGGUUUUCGGACAUUCCAUGUAUUAAAAUAGCUUUUUAUUAGUUGAUCUACAAGAAGAUAUGGAUCCAAACGGAGAGGGGAAAGUUAACCUGGUUGCCUUUGAAUAUUUCCGGUGUUCAUUGUAACCCAAGAUGAAAUAAAUACUACAAGGUACACGUGAGCAGUGGCUGUUGCACAUACCCGACGGUCGCAAAUUGCCAGUAAUCGCGGGCGAUCUCACGCUGCUUGUGGAGGUGAGAGAGAGCACACAGCACCCAUCUGGAGGCACUUCUAUUGAUGGAGGAAGCUUCAAGACACGGAAAAGAAAGUUGCAUCGGCUCUGUUUUGGUGAUGUGAUCUGAUGGCCAAUGAAAAGCAGAAAGCAUGAUGAUGUGAAUUUAAUCACAACUCUUCCAUUAUUGAGUAAAUUAUUACAUUUUCCAUCAUAGUGUUGGAAUACAGAACUGGUUGCAAAAUGCAUGGCUUUUAUGAACAUGUCAGCAAAGAGAUAGCCUAGUCAUUCUCAACGGAGAACACUGGCCAUUUGACAGUGCCACCCUUUUUCGUUUUUUUGUCUUUUUUGACUAUUGAAAAUGUGGAUGCAAUUGUGAAUUUCUUGCUGUUUCCAUGCGUCUUUCUCCUCCAGACCUCGGGACGUUGUUGUGGAUUGUAUUGCUAUUUAAUGCAAUGGGCUGUAUCCAGAGUAUCAGGUGUAAGCCCAAGAGUUUCCGUGAAAGUAUCAUCGUUCUCGAGGUGAACUCCUCCAUUGACUCCACGCCAACCAGCAUCGACGAGUCAUCCAGCGUGGUUCUGCGCUAUCGGACACCGCACUUCCGAGCCUCUGCUCGGGUACUAGUGCCGCCCGUGGCCAGUAAAGAGACGUGGACCGUUGGCUGGAUUCAAGCAUGCAACCACAUGGAGUUCUACAACAAAUAUGGAACCAAAGGGAUGUCGAGCUGGGAACUCCCUGACCUACGGGAUGGCAAGAUCCAGGCCAUCAGCGACUCGGACGGCGUCAACUACCCGUGGUAUGGCAACACCACGGAGACGUGCACCAUCGUAGGUCCCACCAAGAAGGCCACCAAGUUCACGGUCAGCAUGAAUGACAACUUCUACCCCAGCGUUACAUGGGGUGUGCCUGUGAGCGAUAGCAACCUGCCACAGCUCAGCAGCAUCCGCCGCGACCAGAGCUUCACCACCUGGCUGGUGGCCAUCAAUCAGGCCACGGCCGAGACCCUGGUGCUGCAGACCAUCUGCUGGAGGAUGCAGCUCCACAUCGAGGUGGACCCGGACAAGCCUCUAGGCCAGAGGGCCACGCUGCGUGAGCCUGUGGCCCAGGAGCAGCCCCAUGUCCUGGGCAAGAACGAGCCCAUCCCCCCCAAUGCCAUGGUCAAGCCCAACGCCAACGACGCUCAAGUGCUCAUGUGGCGGCCAAAGACCGGGGACCCCAUCGUGGUCAUCCCGCCCAAAUAUUGAAUGACCUUGGGGGGUUAAACACUCCUCUUCUCCCCCUCCUCUACCUACUCUCACUUUUCAUUUUCUCUCUCUUUACCUACUUUCCUUUUUUCUCCUUUUCUCCUUCCCUCAAGCUCCUUGCCUCUAUUUGCCUCUCUGUUUCUCUCCUCUCCUCUUCUUUUUGUAAGAACUGAGCAAAAGAGGGAGAGAGGGAGAGAGAGAGUGAAACAAGGACAAGAGCAGUUUGGAGAAAGAGGACGUCCCCUAUAAGUGGGAGCUGAAGCUGACUAAAAACUGGAGUGAACAAACUGCAACCAUUCUACCUUCAAACGGGGUCGGGUUUCACUGUGCUAGAUAAAGUCAUUGCAAAAAAAAUCUAAAAUAAGGAAUUUUGCUUUUUGGGAUUGGGGUUAGGGGUUGGGAGGGAUGGGGAGUGUGUGUGGGUUGAAAAAAAUAUAGUAUUUAUGUUCAUAUUUAUGUACAUGGUACAUACAUGUAUACAUGCACAAAGUUUGCGUAUACCAGUUGAGUUUUUAUUUAUGGGCUGGGAGAGAGCAUUUUUUGUGAAUAAGCGCUAUUUUGUGCUCCACAUGAGUGAUAUGUGAAUACGAACCGUAUCGGGGUGACAUAUGUAGUUUUAGUACUUUUUUAAACAUGAGAGUCAUUCAAUCCAUGCUGCCUUAAGUUUAAAUCGCUUUCCACUGCAAAUGUUUAGCCUUAAACCAAGUGCAAUGCAGUAUUCCUUCACCUGUCCUCUCUCUUCUUCCAUCCAGACUGUUGGUGCUGGUGUGUGUGGGUUUAGGAACGGAACAGUGGGUUGUGUACAAUGGGUUAUCAGGAACCAAAUUGAGUCCUAAAACUGCUGGAACCCUUUUUCUACCACAGAACAAAAGAGAAAAGACAUUCAAACAAACCCUUUCAAAUAGUCAGUUAGGUCGUCAUCUCAUGCAUGGCUGUGGAAAAGGUUUUCUGACAACAUUCAAUUCCAUUGAGACUGAUAUUCAGCUGACUUUUAGAGUUGUCAACAACCUCCCUUUACAGAAAGAAAACAGUAUUUCAUCAUGUUAUCUUUCAUUUGCUUUAUCACCAUUCCCUCCAUCUCAGGGCCCUGUCGCAGUACUCCUCCCUCCCUCUGCCGUUCUUCUCUCCUCUCUACAGAUGUCGGAGGGGACAACCCUGCUAGCACCUAAUCAAUACUGUUAUUACAGCAAGCAGCAGCCAGGGGAAAUUACUGUGCAUUUCAUAACAGGGGCAAUAAAAAAAUUGGUCCUCCAUGCGAUGCUAUGGGAGAUAAAUCAUCUCGGCUUUAGGGUGCCUGUGUGUGAAUCCACAUGGUGCAGAGGUGGUUGCAGCGCACCGCCCUCCAUCUCUGCUCUCUCUUUCUGUAGUCCCCCCUUGCUCUCCUCGCACUCUCUCUCUCUCUUCUGAUGUUCAUCCCCAUUCAUCCUCUCUCACCCUGUCCCUACUUUCUCCUCUCUGAUCCAUCUUUCUCUCUCUGCUCCCCUUGAUUGGUCUCUAUUUCCUCCAUCCAUCCCUCCACCCACCCUUCACCCUUCACCCUGUCCUCUGUCCUCUUUGCAGCAGUAGGCAUGCGAGGAUCAGCCUGGCAUAUAGAUGACCCACUUCUGGGGUUGCCACUACCAGUUGUCACUACCAGUUGUAGCCCGCUGCAGAAAUGUGGUGCUUUUUUUUCUCCUCUCGCUAAAUACCUCCAUAAACGUGACCAUGCCCAGACACUCGUUAAUCUAUGGGCAGGGCAGCUUUACCCAGAGCUGAAAUUGCUCAUGGAGGAGGGAGGGGGUGGGGGUUUAGAGGGAUAGCUGGGGGAUAGAAUUUGGCAUCAGGCUUUUUAUCUCCUUAUAAUAUCAACGACAACAAGAACAACAGCAUCAGCAGUAUGAGCUAAAAAAAGGAACAGGGACUGAUGUUUGAAGUGGUUAAGAAAACUUCAUCUCUGCUUCUGUCACGGAAGGUAUUGUUUUUUCAUUAAGUUUAUGCUAGUUAUGAUGUUGUGAUAUUUUAUGGAUGCAAAGCUUCCUUGGUAGAGGAAUAACAUUUCCAUCAAAUGCCACCAACAAUUGGGCAACAUUGUUUGCUCGUUAUUUCAACCUACCUUAUCAACAUUAUCACACUGCAUCAACCUGGCUACUUGAUUGAAUUUGCCAAAAGUCAUUAAAAUACACAGAUUUUGUCUUGAUAUAACCAAAUAGUGUCAACAGGUUUUUGUGGUUUGGUUUAUUUCAAAUUAAACUCAAACUAUUGACAUCUCAACCAAAUAUCAACCGUAAUUUGACGUUUAUCUGACAUCUUUGCCUGGUUAGAAAAGACAGAGCAGCCUAUCAGUAGCAGCUGAAUAGAAUGAAGAAAGACCAGGGCUCAGAAACCAGAGAGUCUGAUAGCCUGCUCUGGACUCAAUCAUCUGAGCGGGAAGGAGGAGGGAGGAAGGAGGAGGGAGGAAGGAGGAGGGGUCUGCUGGGGAGAAGUGCUGUCAUUAAUAGAUCGUCUGUGAAAUACUGAGCACCCUUCAGAUGCAUUGUGCUGUGCCAAGGCUGGCUAUAGUAAUAUAUGAUGGCCUCUUGGGGCUAGAGGACAAAGGUCAGUGUUAGAAGGGGUGGGGGGUUGGGAUUGAGGUGGAAGGGGGUAUUGGUGGUAGUCAGGGGUAUGGGUGAUAGAGUGACAAGGAGUUGGGGUUGUGUCACAAUCUGCACACUGCUGAGUGAUUCAUUGGAAAGCCCAGCAGGGAUUGCUUGUCACCAUGUAUAAAACACCUUGACACAUCAGUAGCUGGCUAGCUGUCCUUAGUCACGGCAUGACCUAAAUACUCUCAUUGAUCUGGCGCUGCUGUAGCUGUUGCUGAACUAUGGCUCCAUCUGUUCACUCACACAGGGCACAUCCUUGUCAUAAGACAGCAGGGGCGGUCUCUCCUUGCAUGCUAUCUGAUCAUCACAGCAUCACACUGGGACCGAGUGUUAACAGCAUUUAUCAGCAGAGCACGUGGCCCCCAGCAACACAAACACACACUAGAGAGAGGGAGGUAACGGGAAGGCGAUUGCCUCGAUUUGUGUCGGACUCUGACAGUGUUGUUAUGUGCUACUGAUGAGUCUGUCUCAUGUACAACUACUUCCUCAAAACACAUCUCCAACCGAGUUCUGUUUUUAGAAAUGGACAAAUUGACAUUUACGUAAAUAUUCAUGAGAUUACGAUUCAGUCAUUGAACAAGUGAAGUUCAUGGACUUCAUGUCUCCUUCUGGGGUUGUGCCACUGUGUAGCCUUUCAUUCCUAAACCCACAGCUCUUAGUUCUGAGGGCGCCCACCUUUUCUAUGGAUCUUUAUGUAAAAGAGUAAUGUAAACUACAGCCCACCAACACGUCAUAGACCAGCAGUAAAGGUUUCUCUUUUAGUUACAAAUAACAAGCCCAAGCUCACUCUCAGGAUCACCCAUCGUUGUUUCCUAUCCUUUACUAUUAGUUUACCCCAUAUAAACAAAAGAGUUGUCCGUCUAUCUUGCCAUUCGCUCCCUGCAACUCUGACUAGGUUUUCAGUAGAGUAGCCUUAUGGCUAACUGUAGCAGACUAUACACAACUGGCUACAAUGUAUUUCAAAUUUUGGGUGUUUUUGAUUUGUCUUCUGAAAAAUCAUUUAAUAUAUUUUGCAGCACUGAAACAAAAAUACAGUAUGUUUUUUUUGUAUUUGUCAUUGACACUGAUACUUGAACAUAGAACAGUACUGGCAAAUAUUUAAAACUGUGAAAAUGCACAAUGUUAAAAAAAUAAAUAAAAUGGAAAAAGUAUUUUUCAUUAAUAAAUAAGAAUGUGCAAAUGUUA